CCCCUUAUUUAAUUUAACUAUUUUAAAUCACUUGAUACUUGAUAAAUGUUUAUUUCUGCUCUAAACAAGAGCGCUCGGAACUAACGGGGAUGUUUUCAGGAGCGCCGCGGACGAUGUUUACUGCGGCACCGCAGCAGCUCACAUGGCGCCGCUUGAGUGAGCGCAAGAAACGUGUGCAGACUGCGGGAUGCUGCGCACAGGAUCCGACUGACAUGACGGAAGCCGUGUUUCAAGCCCCUAAACGGCGGGCGAAGGUGUACGAGUCGUUUGAAGCUCCCCUCCCGAUCCCUCUGAGCGCGGAGAACGCAGAGCCCGUGAUCUACAGAGCAGAAAUCAUCAGUCACCACGUCACAGUCACAGAUCGCGCGCACAUGCUGCCUCUGUAUGAGAGGGGCUCCUUCGGUAAAGGGGUGUUCUCCAGAUCCAGACCCGAGCACGAGCGCUCUCAGCAGUGGAGAUAUGUUGGAGACCGGUGUCUGCCUGUGAUCUCCUCGUCAGAAUACCAGAAGCGCCUCGGCUGGGCGCGAGCGGCUCUCCUGAUGCAGGGGCUGGAGGAGGAGUCCGUCAGUCGCGCGCUGGACGCUCUCACAAACCCAGUGGAGCUUGAUGUGGGGAGAGAGCAACAUGAUGAACAUGAUGAAGGUGUCAGUCUGGAUCAAACUGAUACGGCGAGGCCACAACGUCAAGGAAACCCGGCUUACGAUCCUCUGGCUGAGCUCUGUCCUGGAGAGCCCCGUGUGCAGUGCAGGAGACGUGACGGAGGCGAGGAGCAGCGGCUGGAGAGCUCAGAGCCGCCAGACGCUCAUCAGCACGUUCUGGUGGAUUUGUCUGAAGAGGAGCGCAGUGCAAGCUCUGCCACGCCUGACGUCUCCGGUCGGAGCAGGUUGGAGUGCAGAGUAAACCCGUUCCCCGUGAUGGAGUAUCUGCAGCUCAGUUAUGAAGAGGCGUUCUUUCUGGUGUAUGCGCUCGGCUGUUUGUCGGUGUAUUACAGCGGGGAAGCUCUGUCGGUGGCUCAGGUGUGGACCAUGUUUCGUUCGCUGCAGCCCAACUUCUCCAGCUCCUACGCGGCCUAUCACUAUUUCCGCAGUAAAGGCUGGGUGCCAAAGUCUGGGAUUAAAUACGGAACGGAUUUACUGCUCUACCGAAAGGGACCACCGUUUUAUCACGCAAGCUACUCGGUGGUGGUGGAGCGCUGUGAUGAGUCUCUGCGGCCCUUCAGCUGGAAGUCUCUCGCUGCUCUCAGCAGAACCACUGGGAACGUCUCGAAGGAGCUGAUGCUGUGUUUCGUCAUCACUCCGUCAGACGUGACUGAAGACAUGCUGUCCUCUCCAGAGUGUCUGAAGCGACUGGCUGUACAGGAAGUCAUCGUGAGCAGAUGGGUCUCCUCAAGAGAGCGCACUGAACCGGAGGAAAUCUAGACCUUUACAAGCAGACCUGUCUGUUUUGUGUCAAGAUGAAGCUGCCCUGUAUUUUUUUCUUUUAUAAUGUUCAGACUGGGUUUAAACAAUGUCCAGUAAAUAAACACAUCGCACAGAA
Molecule: messenger RNA, 1536 nt
Organism: Cyprinus carpio (common carp)
Lineage: Eukaryota; Metazoa; Chordata; Actinopteri; Cypriniformes; Cyprinidae
Gene: tsen2
Product: TSEN2 tRNA splicing endonuclease subunit
Biological process (GO): tRNA splicing, via endonucleolytic cleavage and ligation; tRNA-type intron splice site recognition and cleavage
Cellular component (GO): tRNA-intron endonuclease complex
Molecular function (GO): tRNA-intron lyase activity; nucleic acid binding
Source: RefSeq, a predicted model, not a curated record